Molecule: messenger RNA, 2839 nt
Organism: Coffea arabica (coffee)
Lineage: Eukaryota; Viridiplantae; Streptophyta; Magnoliopsida; Gentianales; Rubiaceae
Product: probable pre-mRNA-splicing factor ATP-dependent RNA helicase DEAH2
Cellular component (GO): intracellular anatomical structure
Molecular function (GO): RNA binding; RNA helicase activity; ATP binding
Source: RefSeq, a predicted model, not a curated record
UCGCCAUCCUCCCAUAUACCAUAUACAUAUCUGAUCAUAACCAACAAACCCUAGAUUUUUCCCCUUUCUCCCUUCCCCUGAAAGUGAAAAUCCUAGGAAAAUUAAGAAAUAAAAACAAAAUCGAUUCAGGGUUUGCAGAAGUAAUUACUGAUUAUAUUAGAUGGGGACGGAGAGGAAGAGGAAGGUGAGUUUGUUCGACGUGGUGGACGAGUCGACUGUGGCGGCGUCGAAGUUCGCGAAGGCUAACGGCAGCGUUGGAGGAGACGGGAUGCCGCUGACCAAUCGCUGGAAUGGCCGGCCUUAUUCGGCAAGAUACUACGAGAUUCUGGAGAAGAGGAAGACUCUACCUGUUUGGCAGCAGAAAAACGAUUUCUUGAAGGCCUUGAGAGAAAACCAAACCCUAAUUUUGGUGGGUGAAACUGGUAGUGGUAAAACCACUCAGAUUCCUCAAUUUGUACUGGAGGCUGUUGAAAUAGAGUCCGCAGAUAAACGGAGGAAAUACAUGAUUGGGUGUACGCAACCUAGAAGAGUGGCUGCAAUGUCUGUCUCUCGUCGAGUUGCUGAAGAGAUGGAUGUGACCAUUGGGGAGGAAGUGGGUUAUAGCAUUCGUUUUGAAGAUUGCAGUAGUGCAAGAACUGUGUUGAAGUAUCUAACAGAUGGUAUGCUCUUGAGAGAAGCUAUGACGGACCCAUUGUUGGAACGAUACAAAGUUAUAAUUCUUGAUGAAGCUCAUGAGAGAACUCUUGCAACAGAUGUUUUAUUUGGGCUUCUUAAGGAAGUGCUGAAAAACCGGCCUGAUCUGAAGUUAGUAGUUAUGAGUGCCACCCUUGAAGCUGAAAAGUUCCAAGGCUAUUUCUAUGCUGCACCUCUCAUGAAAGUUCCUGGAAGGCUUCAUCCAGUAGAGAUUUUCUACACUCAAGAACCGGAAAGGGAUUACCUUGAAGCUGGCAUACGAACUGUGGUGCAGAUACAUAUGUGUGAACCUCCUGGUGACAUCCUUGUUUUUCUCACUGGAGAAGAAGAGAUUGAGGAUGCAUGUCGUAAGAUAACCAAGGAAAUUGGCAAUAUGGGAGAUCAGGUAGGGCCUGUCAAAGUAGUGCCUCUGUAUUCUACACUUCCUCCUGCCAUGCAACAAAAAAUUUUUGAACCUGCUCCGGCUCCAUUGGUGGAAGGUGGUCCUGCUGGAAGGAAGAUUGUUGUCUCUACAAAUAUUGCUGAAACAUCUUUGACCAUAGAUGGCAUAGUUUAUGUUAUAGACCCAGGUUUUUCCAAGCAAAAAGUAUAUAAUCCUAGAGUUCGUGUCGAGUCUUUAUUGGUUUCUCCAAUAUCGAAGGCAAGUGCUCACCAAAGAUCUGGACGUGCUGGACGAACACAGCCAGGAAAAUGUUUUAGGCUCUAUACUGAGAAAAGUUUUCAAAAUGACCUCCAGCCACAGACGUAUCCGGAAAUAUUACGAUCAAAUUUGGCAAAUACUGUUCUUACAUUGAAGAAGCUUGGCAUAGAUGACUUAGUCCAUUUUGAUUUCAUGGAUCCUCCUGCCCCUGAGACAUUAAUGAGAGCAUUGGAGGUGUUAAAUUAUUUGGGUGCCUUGGAUGAUGAUGGUAAUAUGACCAAACUAGGUGAAAUUAUGAGUGAAUUCCCCCUGGACCCGCAGAUGGCUAAAAUGCUUGUUGUCAGCCCAGAAUUCAACUGCUCGAAUGAAAUUCUGUCCAUCUCUGCUAUGCUUUCAGUACCAAAUUGCUUUGUCCGGCCUAGGGAGGCUCAAAAAGCUGCAGAUGAAGCAAAAGCUCGUUUUGGUCACAUUGAUGGGGAUCAUCUGACGCUGUUGAAUGUAUACCAUGCGUACAAGCAGAAUAAGGAGGAUCCACAAUGGUGUUAUGAAAACUUUGUCAAUCACCGUGCACUUAAAGCUGCAGAUAAUGUAAGGCAGCAACUAUCUCGGAUCAUGGUUAGAUUCGGCCUCAAGUUAUGCAGCACAGACUUCAACAGCCGUGACUACUAUGUCAAUAUCAGAAAAGCCAUGUUGGCUGGCUAUUUCAUGCAGGUGGCUCACUUGGAGCGUUCUGGGCAUUACUUGACUGUUAAGGACAAUCAAGUGGUUCAUUUGCACCCUUCGAAUUGCUUGGACCAUAAACCAGAGUGGGUUAUUUAUAACGAGUAUGUUUUGACCAGCAGGAAUUUCAUUCGCACAGUAACUGAUGUUCGUGGGGAGUGGUUGAUAGACAUAGCGCCACAUUAUUAUGAUCUCACAAACUUCCCAAAUUGUGAGGCAAAGCGUGUCCUGGAGAGAUUGUACAAGAAGAGGGAGAGAGAGGGAGAGGAGAGCAAGAAUAAGAAGUGAAGAUCAAGCAUAUUGUUUGUGCACUUCUAAAUGUGGCCUGUGGUUGAAAAAGGUGGAGGCUGUGGUCAAAGCAGAGAUUUGUAUUAUUAUUUGAACUUGGUUCUUAUUGAAACUUCAUUCGGUAUGCUUAAAUGGCUAUGCAGUUAGUUUUCUUCUGCUUCUGUCUGAGGUUCACGAGUGCUGUAUCCGCGUGUUUUACAUAACAUCACCUGUUUCCCCUCCCCUCCCCCCACCCGAAAAAAAAAAAAAACCCUCUUUUCCCUCCCUCCCUUUCAUCUCUUUCUCUAGUUAGGGAACAUAUGAUCUGUGGGAUUGUAACAGAUCUCUAAGCGAGAUUUCUCCUUUAGUUUAGUGCACUUACCUUAUUCUCCAAUCCUCCGAUGCUGAUAGGACGUGUGCGUGUGUAUUGGAGUAAAUGUACACACCUAGUUGGGACUGUUAAAGCAAUUGGGCCAAUUUGAGAUUGGUCCGUUUGGUUUAAAGAAGCUCACUGAACCU